This is a messenger RNA of Scophthalmus maximus (turbot), 463 nucleotides long. RefSeq names its product lymphoid enhancer-binding factor 1-like. Gene Ontology annotation, biological process: canonical Wnt signaling pathway; regulation of transcription by RNA polymerase II. Lineage: Eukaryota; Metazoa; Chordata; Actinopteri; Pleuronectiformes; Scophthalmidae. The record is from RefSeq and is a predicted model, not a curated record. The coding region runs from base 18 to 329 and encodes 103 amino acids. Gene Ontology annotation, molecular function: DNA-binding transcription factor activity, RNA polymerase II-specific; RNA polymerase II cis-regulatory region sequence-specific DNA binding. The transcript has 3 exons. Gene Ontology annotation, cellular component: beta-catenin-TCF complex.
CUCUGUCUGUGUCCCGCAUGUCUCUCGCCCUCAGCAGCAGACAGGCGGUGAAGAAGCCGCUCAACGCCUUCAUGCUCUACAUGAAGGAGACGAGACACAGUGUCCUGCAGGAGGGACGCGAGCGAGAGAGCGCCGCCAUCAACCGCAUCCUGGGACGCCGGUGGCACGCACUGUCGCGCUCCGAACAGUCCAAGUACUACGACCUGGCCCGGAAGGAGAGGCUGCUCCACAUGCAGCUGUAUCCGGGAUGGUCGGCCAGGGACAACUACGGUAAAAGGAAGAGGAAGCGGAGCCAGCAGCCCUCAGGAAGCUUCCCCAGGUCGGGAUGAAAGGAACAUGCUUCUUUGUUUUUAACGUGUGAUGGACAUAAAUCAAAUUAUAAAAACAGGUCAAAGGCAAAUCUUGGAUCCACUUCCAUCAAUAAGGCCUUAAGGUAUUAAAGAGUAGAGGCCGCAUUAAUGAC